Messenger RNA from Gryllus bimaculatus (two-spotted cricket), 331 nucleotides. Lineage: Eukaryota; Metazoa; Arthropoda; Insecta; Orthoptera; Gryllidae. The record is from the annotation of a GenBank genome assembly.
GUGGUCCUGUGGUUGUGUUGUUCGUAGUGGAGUGUUUCCAAUUCAGAGAAAUGGUUAAUUAAAAUGUGCAUUUAAAUAAUCUAUUAGUAGUGUGAUAACAGAAGAAGAAUUGGGUAAAAAGCAGACCUUCGACGAUACCAUAGGAGUAGAACUUCAAAUUUCACCAGUGGAACAAGAAAUGAAGAUGAUUCUCUGGAUGGAAAGUUUUUAUGUAUUGCGUGCGCCCUUUCAGAACAUUUUAUUCAGCAUAAAUUCGAAAAUAAUGAAGGUAAUAUUAUGUGGUAUUAUUUCAGCUACAUGCAAUACUGUUAUUAACUAUGAAAUAAAAAAU